CACUAGGGCUGCCGAGGUGGAUUCUUCAGGGGAUGUUUCAGCGCCAACGUUGCUUCGGCCGCUUCCAUGGUGCUUACUUAUGCUUGAACGUGGUGACGGUCCGGCUUCGUCCAUCCUUUUCGUUCCUACCUUAGUACUCAUGACCCAAGUGUAUUCCGCUCCGUCGUGCGCUGCCAUAGCUGGACGUGAGACCAUCGACCGGAGUUGUCGUGUGUCCACUGCAGUGCUCGGCGUCACAUCUCGCAUUUGGGAAAAGACAAACCGCCCAGGUAAAGAUCGGCCGACUACAAGCACGUGCUGGGAGCGAAUGCGCGGUACGAGUUCGUAUAAGCGGUGACACC
Neurospora tetraspora is the source of this 341-nucleotide messenger RNA. RefSeq lists its product as uncharacterized. The coding region runs from base 80 to 337 and encodes 85 amino acids. Lineage: Eukaryota; Fungi; Ascomycota; Sordariomycetes; Sordariales; Sordariaceae. The record is from RefSeq and is a predicted model, not a curated record. The transcript has 2 exons.